CUCGUUGUUGCAUAGCAGAUCUAGAAGGAUAGAGAUGGAGAGGGCGUGGCUUACCACGAUGACAAGUGUCACGGAAGUGACAAGUUUAGGCCCAUGCGGUUACCAUCGUAUGACUUUACCCAGCUUACGAACGAAAACCAGGACAUCCCGGAGGAAUCGCACUCAAAUUACAGGAAAUUUUAUUUGAUUCUGUCACAACCAUAUUUGAAAGCUGACAGUGCCCCGGAAUCGUUAGAUGCUGUAAACAAGAGGUUACCAGGCCAUAAAGGGGAACACGAGAGGCACAACUCUAGGCCUGGUACAAUAUGGCCUACAGCUGAAGAGGACCAAGACGUUUAUGGCAAAGGGAUUUCUCAGGACCAAUCACUGAGAUAUGAAUGUCAAGCGACGACUUUCAAUGUACCCUGUUUAACUCAUGUUGACUGUGCAGCAUGUCCCUAUAGAAAUGGCUGCAAUCUGCGCAUGCAGAGAUGUACGAUUGCCUUUCGGUUGUUCCGCUUUGGUCAUAGCAGACGACAGUCGGUGAAAGUUGCAAAUGAAUCUUCCCCGUUUAUCCUGAUCCCGUGUAGGUUGACGUCAGGCCUAAUGCAUCAGUGCAGAUAUAGAACCAGCGAUAUGUAACACAUUGCAUCAGAGCAGAUACAGAACCAAUGAAAUGCUAAAGAUGCGUUACCAUAGUAACAGAACGCUACACUACAGCAUACAGCCAGAGGAAUUAGAUCAUUGUGACGCCAUGCAUGUAUCAUUACAUUGAAUGCAAUGCAUUACAAAUGGAUGUCAAUAUUAGGACAACAUUAUGGAUAGCUUAUGAUUAGAUAAAUGUUAAACAUGCACCAAAACCAAAUGUGGGAAAAUAAAAGCAAUCAAAGAUGAACAUUUUUUCUUCUAAAAAAGUCAUAUUUGCAAAAACUCCUAAUACCAAAUUAUGUAAUCGAUGUGAAAAAGUGGCAAAUUUUAAAUUGUGCUU
Owenia fusiformis is the source of this 967-nucleotide messenger RNA. The record is from the annotation of a GenBank genome assembly. NCBI's taxonomy places the organism in Eukaryota, Metazoa, Annelida, Polychaeta, Sabellida, Oweniidae.